GCUGUGGAGGAAUGUGCGGAAACUUCUGUUCACUUUUCUGUUUGCGCUGUUCGUCGAGGGAAAAACUACAAAAGUGGACCAAAACUCCACUAAAGUUCGAGUGAAGUUUGGCUGUAAAGUGUCGGUUCUCGUCGUUUGUUACAAACAGCUGAAGUCGACAUGGCUGCUCAGACGGUGUUCUCGGUGGAGAUGUUUCCUGCUGUGGGCGUCUCUUUGAUGGAGGAUGGACAGAGUCUCAGCGACAUGCCCAGGAACACGCUGCCCGCCCCUCAGCUGGUGAUGCUGGCCAACGUGGCGGCGGUGACGGCAGCAGAGAGCGGCGGUGGCGGCGAAGGCAGCGCUGCAGACGAGAAGGAGAUGAUGGAGCUGAAGACGGUGGGAUGCAGCAGCUACUCGGACAGCGAGGACGAGAGCAUCAUCCGGUACAGCUACGACAACCACAACCAGAGAGAAGUCUGCAUCAUCGAGUAUCCAGAGUCUCCAGGCCUGCCUGCUGAAGGUGUGGUAGUUGGACACAGCGCUGAGGGCAACGGGGGCGACAAAGCUGAAAACCUGUCCCGCCGGCCCCAGCCCCACCCACCUGCCGCCAAACCACCUCAGCAGGGUGCCAAACACAAAGAGCCCCCCGGUGCCACAGAGAGCGCCAAGAAGAAGAAGCCCUUCCACUGCAAGCCAUGCCACUUCCAGGCCCAGAAUGAGCAGGAGUUUGUGGAGCACCUCGGCACCCAUAGCAUCAGCAAGAUGUUGGUGGUAAACCGCGUAGAGGGGCGCAGCAAGACCAAGGCCAAGGAGGCGGAGGCCCGAGUCCCAGGCUCCAGCAGGUCCGGGGGGGCGGACAGCGGCGGCGGGGAGGCGGCGGCGGCAGCAGGCGACAUCAAGGGGCUGAUCAGGUGUGAGCGGUGCGGCUACAACACCAACCGAUACGACCACUACAUCGCCCACCUGAAGCACCACAGCAAGGAGGGCGAGGACCACAGGGUUUUCAAGUGCACUCUGUGUCCGUACACCACCGUCAGCCAGUACCACUGGAGGAAACACCUGAGGAAUCACUUCCCUAGCAAACUGCACACCUGCAGCCAGUGUUCCUACUUCUCAGACCGCAAGAGCAACUACAUCCAGCACAUCCGGACUCACACUGGUGUCCGUCCUUUCCAGUGCCUGUACUGCGACUACUCCAGCUCUCAGAAGACCCACCUGACCAGACAUAUGAGGACUCAUUCAGGUGAACGCCCUUUCAAGUGUGAGAGCUGCACCUACUUGGCAGCCAAUCAGCAUGAGGUGACCCGGCACGCUCGGCAGGUCCACAACGGCCCUAAACCUCUGUCCUGUCCCUACUGCGAGUACAAGACAGCCGACCGCAGCAACUUCAAGAAGCACGUCGAGCUUCACCUCAACCCUCGCCAGUUUCUCUGUCCACUCUGCAAGUACGCGGCCUCCAAGAAGUGCAACCUGCAGUACCACAUCAAGUCCCGGCACUCUGGCUGCAACGUCGCCGUGGACGUUUCCAAGGUCAAGCUGCGUGUCAAGAAACCCGGUCCUGACGAGGAAAACGCCGACUCCAACGCUAACAAAGAGGAGGACUUUGACAUGGACGAGGACUCGAGCCCAAUCAAUCUGUCAAUCAGAAAGACUGGCAGGUCAGGCCAGAGUGUUGGCCAAACACCUGACAAGGCUCAGACCUCUAAAUCGAACAUCACUUGCACUGAAAAAUCCUCAAAGGUGAAGGACAAGCCAGUGGAACCGGAGAAAAAGAUUGCAACGAGGCAGAAGAAGGUGAACGGGAGUCCAGCAGAGAACACGCUUGUUAAAGAAACCCAGACGGAGGUAACACCUGCCACACAUACAAACACCAACAAGGUGAAGAGGCGAGUCAAGAAUAAAGAUAAAGUAGCAGUCCAGGACCAAGCAGACGCACUGCAAAAACCUCAAACAGAGCCAGAGAAACCCGACCACCAACAUCAAAGAUCGGAUGAGGCCAGAUCAGUGACACUGAAGGUGAAUCAGCAGAACAACAGCAGCAGUGGCAGCGAGAACAGGAGUCUUCUCAGCAAACCUCGCAAGAAGUCAGAGAAAACUCCAGAACACGUUGAUGAAGCUCAGACAGGGUUAGAUCACUGGAGACGACCUCAGAAAGACAAGUUGUUGACCAAGGACAAGGCUGCAAAGAGGAAAGCUGUUUCCACAGCUUUAGAUCUGUCCAGCAAGUCCUCUUCUGAGACCCCGCCCAAGACCAGGCGGCUGAAAGCCUUGAAAUCUGCUUCAGAAGACAUUACUGAGACCAUCGAGUCCAGUCUGACGAAGAAGAAGAAGAAGAAGGCCAAGAGUUCCAACAAGAAGGCCACAAGUCUGCCAAAAGAGAGGUCCGCGUCGUCUGUCAUCAGGCUGUCCUCUGAGGCUCCGGAAGCUUCUGCUCAGGUGGACGACCUGACACCAGCCGCCACCACUACUGCCAGCCCGACAGAACCCACCGCCUUUACAGACCAAAACUCUGAGAAAACUUGCAAUGUUUCACCGAGCAGCAGCAGCUCCAGUGAGGACACACCUUCUGUGGACCGGCCUGUGCCCACACCACCACCACCACCACCAUCAUCUCUCAAAGCCGCAGACCCCGAGGACGAUGAAGGUAUACACAGCAGCCACGAAGGGGGAAGCGACAUCAGCGACAGCGCCUCCGAGGGCAGCGACGACUCUGGCCUGAACGGUACUGGCGCUACCGUUUCUGCUAAGAUGGCCAACGACCCCGAAACCCCCACCAACGAGAUCCCAACGCCGACGGAGCUCAAGAGUCACUUGUGCAUCUUCUGCGACCGUACGUUCCCCCUGGAGGGCGAGUACCGCCGCCACCUGAACCGCCACCUCGUCAACGUCUACUACAUGGACGCCAAAGCUCAGAAAUAAGGAGCAUGGUGUACAGGAAAAAGUAGUAUGUAUUGUGUCUUUAAACACAUCACAGCGUGACGUCUGAGCACCAACACUGCUGCUGCCAAACUCUCAGAACUUACAAGAGUUUCAUUUAUGUUUGCUCCAGGUGGGUGGUGUUUGGACCUCACUGUUAUCAGUCUGCGAACACGCUAUGACAUCAUCAUCUGUCUCACGCUGCUGGUCUGCUGCAUCAGCUUUCAUCAUUUAACAUCACAAGAUGUUAGUGUUUGUGCUGCUCUGAUCACAGCUCUACAUCUACCUGUUCUACCCUCUGAACUCCUUUGGUUCUUAUCACCGUGAGCUCGCUCAGUAUAAAAUCCUGAAACACAGCAUGACCAGAUGGAGAAUGAACUCAGAAAUGUCUUCCCUGUGGUAUGACACAAUUAAAAUGAGACAAGGUCAGGAAAAAAAGCAGAGAAACAGAAACCUGGAAUCAACGUGUCCAACAUUUUUCCAAGUGUUCACAGGUGUUCCCCACGCUGGAAAAAAUAGAGGCUCGUUAAACUGUAGAUAUUUAACUGUUUACAUGUUUGUUUUUCACAAUAAUUCAACAACACUGAGGUUUCACCAUGCUGAACUUGUCCUGAGCAGUGAUCCAGUAGGUUUUCUUUUCCUCUCUGUGGAAACGCUGCCGAAGAAGUUGUUUUUGGUUUUUAUAAGAACUGAUUAAACACUUUGUGCUUUCUGAGUCCUGUUACAAACGUCCAGCUGUAGUCUGUGUGAACUUCAAAAACGUCCCUUUUUCAGUGCCUUUGACAAUCAACUCUGAGACUUUUUCUUUUAUUGCUUCUCUUUUCAGUUGUUGUAUUUCUUGUUGUUUGACAGUUAAAGUUGAAAAUAUUUGACUGUGUGUGGAUGAAAUGUGGUUGGUUUGAUGCGAUCACACGUCAAACUUUGCUUCAGCUGAGGAGUAGGUUAUGCUGGGUUAAAUCCUGUCUGAACAUAACUUCUGUAUUUGGCCUAAAAAACAACUGGUUUCCUUGUAAAUAUCUCGGUGCAAUAUUCUUUUUAGUCGAGAUGCCAAAGCGUUUCCUCCUGUCUGUCCUCAAACUGCCCGAUGCAUUUCUGCAGGUUUUCACUGAAGAACAGUUUGUCAGCCAGCCCUUAAAGGUUCAGCAUAUUAGAGUUGGGGUUACAUCGCUCCAGCUGAAACCAUGAAGCUGGCUGGUGUUAUUUUAUCUUUUCUUUCAUUACAAAGGACACUAAAACCAGACUCGGAGCAGCACAAACACAGGCAGUCUGCUGUUCUGGGCGAUGAAACGGAAGAAAUCAAAUACCACCAGCUGGAACAUGUCAGGAUGCAGAUUUACUGAGCUCUUCAACUAACAGUUCAUCUGAAGCAUACUGUACUCUGCUCUUUUUAAAAAAUAAACUUUUCCAAACUCA
Molecule: messenger RNA, 4308 nt
Organism: Acanthochromis polyacanthus (spiny chromis)
Lineage: Eukaryota; Metazoa; Chordata; Actinopteri; Pomacentridae
Gene: rest
Product: RE1-silencing transcription factor
Biological process (GO): regulation of gene expression
Cellular component (GO): nucleus
Source: RefSeq, a predicted model, not a curated record